Hypanus sabinus (Atlantic stingray) is the source of this 3242-nucleotide messenger RNA. RefSeq names its product glycogen [starch] synthase, liver-like. Gene Ontology annotation, cellular component: cytoplasm. The transcript is spliced from 16 exons. Bases 197 to 2281 code for a protein of 694 amino acids. NCBI's taxonomy places the organism in Eukaryota, Metazoa, Chordata, Chondrichthyes, Myliobatiformes, Dasyatidae. The record is from RefSeq and is a predicted model, not a curated record. Gene Ontology annotation, biological process: glycogen biosynthetic process. Gene Ontology annotation, molecular function: alpha-1,4-glucan glucosyltransferase (UDP-glucose donor) activity.
CAAUCACGUGACACAGGCAUGUCCCAACUGUUCUGAAUUUUUCCUCAGCCAGGACCCUUCCUUCAGUCAGUUGUGCGACUUUGGAGGGGGAACUUUUUCCCUACCCAGUCAUUGAAAUCCCAGUGCGGAGUCACAAGGAGCGACGAGCAAUUGAGGCCAAUUCUGCGCACGUUUGAUCACAAGGAAUUUCUCCAAAAUGCCUCGGGGCAGGUCACUUUCAGUGACUUCUUUAAGUGGCCUUCCCGACUGGGAGGAUGAGAAUUUACCCGUGGAAGAUCUAAUGCUCUUUGAGGUGUCUUGGGAAGUCACUAACAAAGUUGGUGGUAUCUACACUGUAAUACAAACAAAGGCCAAGAUCACAGCAGAUGAAUGGGGAGAAAACUAUGUGCUGAUUGGUCCAUAUUAUGAGCAUAAUGUGAAGACACAAGUGGAAGUGUUUGAACCAAAUAACUAUGCCAUAAAGAAGACAAUGGAUUUCAUGAGGUAUCAGGGAUUUCGGGUUUGUUUUGGCAGAUGGUUGAUCGAGGGUAACCCAUGCGUACUGCUCUUUGACAUUGGAUCGGCAACGUGGAACCUGGACAAAUGGAAAGGAGAAUUCUGGGAUGCUUGCAACAUUGGCAUCCCACAUUAUGAUGGCGAAUCAAAUGACGCUAUAAUUUUUGGAUUUUUAACUGCCUUCUUUUUGAAAGAGCUUGCUGAACAAUUCCAUGACAAGCCCAACAUCAUUGCCCACUUUCACGAGUGGCAGGCAGGUGUGGGAUUGAUUCUGAGCAGAGUACGAAAGUAUCCCAUCGCAACAAUCUUCACCACCCACGCCACAUUGCUGGGCAGGUAUUUGUGUGCUGGCAACACUGACUUUUACAACCAACUCGAUAAGUUUGAUGUUGACAAGGAAGCAGGAGAAAGACAGAUCUACCAUCGCUACUGCAUAGAAAGAGCGACAGCCCACUGUGCACACGUAUUCACAACGGUCUCUGCCAUCACCGCAGUUGAAGCAGAGAACAUGAUCAAGAAAAAGCCAGAUGUAAUCACACCUAAUGGAUUGAACAUCAAGAAGUUCUCUGCCAUGCACGAGUUUCAGAAUCUGCAUGCCCUGUACAAGUCUCGCAUCCAAGAAUUUAUUCGGGGCCACUUCUAUGGCCACCUGGAUUUCAAUUUGGAAAAGACGCUCUUCUUCUUCAUUGCUGGCAGAUAUGAAUUUACAAAUAAAGGGGCUGACCUCUUCAUGGAAGCUUUGUCAAGGUUAAACUUCCUCCUUAGGGUUCAGAAAUGUGAUGUAACGGUUGUGGUAUUUUUCAUAAUGCCCGCCAAAACUCACAACUUUAAUAUCGAAACCUUGAAGGGGCAGGCAGUCAGGAAACAGCUAUGGGAUACUGCCCAUUUAGUCAAGGAGAAAUUCGGAAAGAGACUCUAUGAAGCAUUGUUAAAAGGGGAAACUCCAGACAUGACCAAGUUCCUCGAUCGGGAUGACAUGACUAUAAUGAAAAGAGCCAUUUAUGCAACGCAGCGUCACACAUUGCCUCCAGUGACCACCCACAACAUGCUCGACGAUGACAAGGACCCCAUUCUCAACACCAUCCGACGAAUCGGACUAUUCAACAACCGGGCUGACAGGGUCAAGGUUGUUUUUCACCCUGAGUUUCUAUCAUCCACAAGUCCACUUUUACCCAUGGACUAUGAGGAGUUUGUCCGAGGCUGUCAUCUUGGAGUAUUUCCAUCCUAUUAUGAGCCUUGGGGAUAUACUCCUGCUGAGUGCACAGUGAUGGGAAUUCCCAGUGUGACCACCAACCUCUCUGGCUUUGGUUGUUUCAUGCAGGAACAUGUGGCAGAUCCAACAGCUUAUGGGAUUUAUAUCGUUGAUCGGAGAUUCCGGUCUCUCGAGGACUCGUGCAAUCAGUUGACUCAGUUCAUGUUUGGGUUCUGCAAGCAGUCACGUCGCCAGAGGAUUAUCCAGAGGAAUCGGACCGAACGGCUUUCAGAACUUCUAGACUGGAGAUACCUGACCAGGUAUUACGUGCAUGCCCGCCAUCUUGCAUUAUGUAAAGCGUUCCCAGAAAAGUUUCAGAUGGAGCCGACUGCGCCACCACUGACGGAAGGUUUCAGAUAUCCCCGGCCAGCCUCUGUGCCCCCAUCCCCAUCUGUGUCUUUGCCUUCAAGUCCACACGAGAGUGAUGAUGAGAAUAUUGAGCGGUAUGAUGAGGAGGAGGAGGCAGAGAAGGAUCGAAGGAACAUUAAAGCACCUAUAGGGAUGAACCAGUCAAAUACGGAGUACCAAAACUGAGUUGAUGGCUAACAUAGCCCUUUGAAGUUUCACUUACAAUAUCUUGAUGGGAAAGUGGAAAUGUGAAAGCUAGCAAACUAAAUCCAAAUAAUGUGGUUAUGCAUUCUCAACUAUAUCAAGGCCAGAAUCUUUUAUGAAAGACCCGUUUGCAAACACACAGUGAACUUACAGUGAAAUUACAAUAAUUAGGGAAGAGAUGGUGCAUUUCCCCCAUUCCUGCUGCAGUUUAUCAAGCUAGGUCCGUAUGAAUUAUGCACUUUGCUGUACGUCUGAUUAUGUCAUCCACCUCUCGGCAUUACAGAAGUUAAUUCCAGUAAUAGCUUUCCACUUUAAGGAAAAAUGAACUGUCAAAACCGUCCUUGAUUCUAUUGCACACACCAUCUCCACAAAUUUGUUAGAAAAAUUUUAAGAAUGUAACAUUACAUGAUAUUUGGUCUUUGGGAAAUAUUUUCUGUAAUCGGUUUUUGAAUUGAAGGCAUGGCUGGCAAUGAUUUUUAUCACUAAAUGCCCAAUGCUUUAGAAUCCAUGAAUUGAAGGACCUCCCAAGAUUUGUCAUUUGAACUGGUAUUUCAGUGUAGAGGUUGAAGUUUAUUAUUACUACUUUUGACACACACACAGUAUUAGUAAACAAAACCAGUUUGUAAUAGUGUGAUUGGAAGCACUUUUUUGGAUGCUAAUCAUCAUUGUUGUGGGUGAGGGCAGUAGUUGACCCAUUCACUGAAGACCACUUACAACACUACUUUCACCACCGAGCACUUGCCCAUCCCAACCCCCGUAUGAAAUGGGGCACGUUAAUCAUCCUAUCCCCGAUACAAAAGAAGACAAUAUAAUUUGAAAUUGACUCCUUCACAAUAAUGCAGCUGAGAAUCUUUUCUAUAACCGGAGAUUAUCAACUUGAAACUGGUGACAUGUUACUUGAAGAAAGACAAGAUAUUCCUGCUGUAUAACCUGCUUUUUUUUU